This is a messenger RNA of Ostreococcus tauri, 1470 nucleotides long. Its product is annotated as unnamed product. The record is from RefSeq and is a predicted model, not a curated record. Lineage: Eukaryota; Viridiplantae; Chlorophyta; Mamiellophyceae; Mamiellales; Bathycoccaceae. The coding region runs from base 1 to 1470 and encodes 489 amino acids. The transcript has a single exon.
AUGGCGGCGCGCGCGCGUCCGGCGGUCACCGCGCGCGAUGUCCUGGACGCGGUGACGACGCGACGCGCGCGCGCGGACGCGUCGUUGAAGAAUGUCAACGGCGCGCUCACGCUGGAGUGCGAGGUGGGGGCGCUGGCGGGUGCGCGCGCGCGCGUGGACCCGAACGAGGCGGUGGGACGCGCGAGCGCGUGCGCGAUGACGCUCAUGCACGAGUGCGCGAGCGCGGAGGAGGCGGCGUCGGCGCACGGGGCGGCUUUAGGGGCGAUGGCGUUGGCGCGGGAGACGCUCGGACGGAGGGCGACGCGCGCGGCGGCGGCGCGCGCGGGGGCGUCGAGACGCGCGAGCGCGUGCGCGAGGACGAUGGCGUCGAUGUUGGCGAAUGUUGGGGAUGCGAUUCGUUCUCCGCUGAGUGGGACGGUGUUUGGGCGGUAUUUGGCGGGAGAUGUGAAGCGCGCGACGGAGUUCGCCGAGGCGCUGUUGGAGGCGCACGGAGACGCGAAGGAUCCGCGCGUGCCGAUGUUUGAGGGCGCGAGCGACGAGAACGAUGGGGAUGGGAUGACGGUGGAGACGUAUCUGGCGUUGAUGGCGGUACCGUGUGGGCCAGUGAAUCGUGAGUGGGGCGGAGCUCAGCCCGUCCUCGUGGCUCGUUUCUUCGCUGCGAUCUUGGCGCUGUUCAUGCGAGCUUGGUUCGACGAGACAUCUAACAAGAUGUCGACGAGACCGACGCAACGGGACAUACGGAACGCGCGUCACAUACUCUUCAACAUAAAUUACGUCCUUUCCGAGUAUUACCUCGCGAUUGAUGAUGAGCACACAGAGGCUGACUGGGCAAGUUUUGCGCAUGCGCUCCGUCCGACGUGGGAGUUCUUACACGUCUUAGCGCUCGACGACAACAUCGAUGACUACUUCGACGAGUCGAUCGUUGGUAAGUUCACGUUCCAUCAAGUCAUUAAGCUAUUCGUGUCGUUGAAUUACGACGUGAUGGUACGUUACAAUACGCUUGAGCCGGUGGAUGUGAGCGGAGAUUUUGCGUCAUCGCUGACACGCAUCAUGGAAAUCAUCGAGCUCUUCACCGCGGACACCAACGCGUUCAAGGACGUCCAAAGUGUUGUUCAAAAUGAGUUGUACAAUGUUUUAACUCUGCCAGAGGACGAGUUCUCACGAAGGUGGCUGCCUCUUGGUGACGUCGGAUCUCGAGUCCUCCGCCUUCUUGGCAGCGAUGCAAAACGUACGACGCCCAUGUUAGCGCUGUAUCAAAUUAUAGGCAACUUGCACGACGCGGAAAAUGAUGUUGAACAAAGCGAAUUUUCGCGAAGGCUCAAACAACACAAAAGUUACUCGAAGGACGCGUGCUUAGCUAAUCUCAGGAGAUUGGGCGUCGCUUUAGACGCGGCACCGGCGAUCAAGCAACCGACGACAGAGGAGAGUGAAAAUUACGACAGGUUCGUCUCAGCGAUCGCCGCGGCGUGA